Neohortaea acidophila is the source of this 1329-nucleotide messenger RNA. RefSeq lists its product as uncharacterized. Bases 1 to 1329 code for a protein of 442 amino acids. Gene Ontology annotation, molecular function: triacylglycerol lipase activity. The transcript is spliced from 2 exons. Lineage: Eukaryota; Fungi; Ascomycota; Dothideomycetes; Mycosphaerellales; Teratosphaeriaceae. The record is from RefSeq and is a predicted model, not a curated record. Gene Ontology annotation, biological process: lipid catabolic process.
AUGUUGACUUCCCUGCUUUCUCUUGCCCUCGCCGCCGGCCUGGUCGAUGCCCGCGCCGUGAAGUCCUCCGGCACAGGCAACGCACCGCCUCUCGCCACUUCUUUCCCUACACCCUCCGAGGACCCCUUCUACACCAUCCCCGCCAACAUCUCCAAGUACGCCAACGGCGCCGUCGUGCGGGCCCGCACCGUGGAAACGACCGAAUUCCAAGCAGCCAUCAACGCCCGCCAAGUGCUGUACCGCACCACCAACCGCGCAGGCAAAGCCACCGGCACCGUGACGACAGUCUACAUCCCGCCCGUCCCCGCGUCGCCCCCGCAAAUCCUCUCCCUGCAGUCCUUCGAGGACGCGCUGAACAUCCGCUGCGCCCCCAGCUGGGCCAACGUCAACUCCUCCUCCACCCAGGAAGAGUACCUCGCCAGCUACCUCGAUCCCAUCGGCGGCUUCGCGCUCGCGAACGGGUACUACUUCAUCAACUCCGACGACGAGGACGAGGACUCCGAAUGGCUCGUCGGCAUCACCGAGGGCCGCGCCACGCUCGACGGCGUCCGCGCCGCCAUCAACGACCUCAACCUGUGGAGUCCCAAAGUCGCGCUGAUCGGGUACAGCGGUGGCGCCCAUGAGUCCGUCUGGGCUGCUUCGCUCGCUGCCGCGUACGCGCCUGAGCUCGACAUUGUCGGCGCCGCGUUCGGCGGUACGCCCAUCGACCCUAAGCUCGGGUACGAGCUGCUGAACGGCAGUCCCGACGCGGCGCUCGCGGGCGGCGCCCUCGUGGGCUACGCAAACGGCUACCCCAAGCUGAACCGGACGCUCAACAAGAUCCUCACGGCGAAAGGCAAGCAAGUCUUCGCCGAGUUCCGCGGGGCGGACGCGUGCAUCGUCGAAUCCGCCGCCGCGUUCGCCGGCGUCAACUUCUCUUCCCCGGAGUACUUCAAGUCCAACCCGCUCGACAACAAGGAGGUGCAGCACGUGCAGAAGAUCGAGUCGCUGCUGGAAAACGUGUCCCCGCUGCCCAUCCCCGUGCCGAAAUUCCCGCGCUUCGAGUGGCACGGCCUGAACGAUACCACGGUCCCCUACGCCCCCGAGGCGGAGUACAUUCAGCAGCAGUGCGCCAAGGGCGCCGAUAUUGUUUUCGUGUCGUACCCUGGUCUUGACCAUACUGAGGCCGCGGUUAUCGGGCUGCCGGGUGCGCUGUUGUUUGUUCAGGAGGCUUUCAAGGGCACGCUUACCAAGACCAAGUGCGCAAAAUCCACAUCAAUCCACCAUCCACCUCCUUUCACUGUGCAGCGACGGCACCAGCACCAGCACCAGCAACAGUAUAAAGCGUAA